Messenger RNA from Stegodyphus dumicola, 5470 nucleotides. RefSeq lists its product as uncharacterized. Gene Ontology annotation, molecular function: nucleic acid binding; zinc ion binding. NCBI's taxonomy places the organism in Eukaryota, Metazoa, Arthropoda, Arachnida, Araneae, Eresidae. Gene Ontology annotation, biological process: positive regulation of DNA-templated transcription; negative regulation of DNA-templated transcription. Gene Ontology annotation, cellular component: nucleoplasm. The record is from RefSeq and is a predicted model, not a curated record.
UGUCGGAAUAUAAGUUGAUUGUGAUGCUAAAGGAAACCUAAAAGUGGGUGAUAGGCAAUGCAGCGAAAUGUCUGAAAACUUUAAAAAAUUUUAUUCUUUCUACAAAACCGCAGACUAUUCAGAACGAAAUGUUGCAGAAGAUGUCGCAUAUACGCCGCAUGAGUCGUAUAGCUAUGAUAGGGAUACCUAUAGUAGCUGGGAACUGGGUCGUAAAAAUGAGGUAUAUGAAAAUCUUACAGCUGGUAGAAGCGGUCUUUCAAGUUUUCCUAACAUGCCAGAUUUUCCUGAUAUUGCAAGCCUACCAUCUUCAAGUUAUCACACCUCUAGUAAAUCACAAAAUAUUAAUGCUGAUCUGUAUGCGCAAGCAUUGGCUGUAAAGUCAGACCUUGGACUGAUGGAUGAUAAUCGUCAUUCUGAUGCUUUGGAAUCGUUGUCUGCAUAUGGAGCUGAAGAACCUUUUAAGAAGAGUAACUGGAAACACAGACAGUUCCGUGAACGUGAACUACAAGGUACUUCUGAGCGCACAGCAGUAUUUUCCUCUAGAAUGCAGCCAGUUGAAGAUGACUUGUUUACUGAAACAGAAGAGCAGGGAAAUACUUCAAAACUAAAUGAAAAUAAAAGCAGCAUUAAUAUCACACCUUUAUCAGAACUGAAUUUGGCAUCCAUUGAUGAUGAAGAUGAGUAUUUGUAUGGAGAUUCAAAUUCACUACCUGAAGAACCUACAAGUAAAAAUGCUACUCAGCUGGAGACCUCUAAAGCAAAUGCUAGCGUAUGGAGUGAUGAUGAAAGUGCUUCUGGAAGUACAUGUUUUAUGAGUAAAGAGCAUAAUCUUACAAAUAAACUUGUUUUAAACUUGAAAUCUGAUUUACGUGAAAAGUUAGGGAAGCCUGGAGCUUCGGAAUUACGGAAACAGAAAAGUUCUGAUUUGUUUUAUUCAACAAAAAUUGAUAAGAUACCAAAAAGUUAUUCAGAAAAGUCAAGGGAUAAUACUAAGGAACAGCCAUUUGUUACUGCAUUGGAAACUAAUUUGAAGGCAUAUGAACAAACUAAGAAGUAUCCAUCCAGUAGUGGUAAGGUUUUUAGCACUAGUAAUGAAUCAGACAAAUUUUGUAAAGGAUUAAAUAGUUCUAUGAAAUUUUUUCCACAAGUUACUAAAAAAGAACAAGUUUUAUCCAAACAUUUGUUAAGUGAGAGUUCUGACGUUAAAUCAAAAUACCAGGUUGCAGCUGAUAUGCUAAAAAAACGUCUUGGUGAAAAGACGUCACUAUCUCCACUUACAGAGCUCUUGUCCAAGAGAGUUUAUUCUGGGGAUGCAGAAAAAAGCAGGAAGCCUUUAUCUGUAAGUGAUACGCCCGUUGAACAGUUUGAUGCAUCCAUUUCUCCCAGUACCAAAUUUCCCAAACUACUGAUCAAUAUUAAACAAGGAGAAAAGGCUUUAAGUAAGAGAAUUGUACAUGUCAAAAAGAGUCCGGAUAUAUAUUCAGGAGAGAAAGGUGAUAAAUUAAAAACAUUAAAAUCAUAUAGUCCUGUUGAUCCUCAUGUAGAAAAUGAAAUUUUAAAACCUCGAAGAGUUUUGAAAGGUAUUUCUGAUAAUCGUUCACAAGAAGUAUUUAAUUUUCUUGAACGAAGUGUGAAAAGAAAGCAGAUCUCGGAGGAAAAACUCCCUCGUGCUUAUCGUGAAGAUAGGUAUGUUCAUCAUACUUCCCGUGAGGAUAGUCCAAAGUAUAGUUCAAGAGAUAGAAAGCAUAAAUCUCCUGAUGAAGGCUCUUCUCCAAGCAGAAGCCCUAAAUCUAGAUCGUUAGGUUUAAGAGGUAGGUCUCGUGAUAGAAGUCCUGUACGACAUCGGUAUAGCCGCAGUCCUAAACGUAAGUCUCGGGAUAGAAGCCCAAGAUCUUUAAGAUAUAGAACAGAGAGAAGUCCCCGGCGCCGAUCCCGUUCAAGAAGUCCAAAAUAUCGAUCAUCUUCAAGAAGUCCUAGGAGGUAUUCUCGUGAAGGAAGUCCAAGAAGGUAUUCUGGAGAGAGAAGUCCAAGGCAUCGAUCACCUGAAAACAGUUAUGGGUAUUCAGCGAGGGAAUGGAGUCCCAGACAUAGAGCUCAUGAUAGAAGUCCAAAACAUUCAUCCAGUAGGAGAUCCAGAAGUCCCAUUGAAAAUUCUGAAAAAUCAGCUGAAAAUAAAAGGUCUAUAAGAAGUGCUGAUAAUGUGAAAGAUAAAUUUAUGAAAGAUGGCAAUGAACCUGCUACAAAGAUAAAACCAAGUAUAAGUAAAAUAUUGGAUGCGACUAGUAUCUCAAAAGUUAUAUCUGAAGAUAUUAAUAUUCCAACACAUCUGGUAAAAGCUGAAAAGAAAAGUAUACAAGAAAAAAAUGUUGAUGUUCUUCCAGCAUCUGAAAAAGAGACACCUUUGACUAAGUCUGCACCAGGAAAAGUUCCACCUGUGCCUACAUCUGAAGACGAAGAUCUUACCUCCCAAACACAAAAUGAGAAAUAUGAGAACUUUUUUAAUUUUUUCAAUAAAAUUGUGACUCAAAAGACACUUUUGAAUAAUAUAAGUAUAGCCAUUGAAGAAGCAAAGCAUUCUUCAAAACCUCCAGUUCCUCAAGAAGAGAGAAGUGUAGCUUCCAUAUCACAGUCUGUAUUACCUGGACAACCUAUACCAUCAUUGUAUUCUCAAUCAUAUGUGCCACCUAAUAUGGAAAAAUCUAUGCCAUUAAGUCAUAGUGUGCCUCCAAACAUUGUGUCAGUCUCUCCAAAUAUUAACGUUCCGGUUUCUGGAAAUGUUAAUGUGCCAGUCUUACCUGCAUCACAACCAGUACCUCAUUAUCCUAUGGCUGAAGCUAAUUAUGCAUAUGGUGCUCCUCCACCACCUAUGUAUCCUCCACCUAUAUUAACUACAGAAUCGUACAAUGCUUAUCCCAUGCCUCCACCAACAUUUGGUCCACCUCUUGUUUAUCCAGAAGAAUCAAGCCCACCUAUAAAAGUAGUUAAAAAUAUGCCAAAAGCAAAAAGAGUAUGUAGCUUAAAAAGUGUUCCUAUGGUCUCUGGUAAUGAUUUAAUAACAGUUAAACAGCAAACUGCAGCGACAGGAAAUGCUUCAUCUACAGACUCUAUAAAAUCUCCCAAGAAGAAUACGUUUCGUCCACAGAAGAGUGAAAGUGAUCCUUCUUCUGUAAAUGUGUUAAUGGGAGCUUGUGUUGAAGAAUAUAAAACUCUUCUGAGAGAAAGAGAACAUUAUAAAAGAAAACUGAGGAAAACUUCUGAUACCGUUGUUGAAUUGAAGGAUAUCAGGAAAAAUCUUGAAAUUAAAUAUAAAAAAUCAAAAUUUUCAUCAGAUGUAAAAAAAUUGUUAUCUCAGUGCUCUGCAUUGUAUGAAAAGGCAAAUGUAGAACUAAAGCGUGUUAUUCGUAAUGCUAGUAAAAUAGGUGAGGACCUGAUGCAAGUAAAGACGAGAGUUCCAAUUGAUCGUCAACAGGAAAUUGAAGAAGAAAUAAAGAAAGUACAAGAUACAGUUGUUUCAUCUGUGAAAUAUUCAUGUUAUGAUACUGGAAAUCAUUGGUGCAAUUUAUGUAAUGAACCAUUUGCCACAAUUUGUGCAUUAUUGGAGCACCUUCAUAGUGAUAAACAUAAAGAGUUCAUAGAUCUGAACAGCUUGCCACCUUGGCAAACUGAGACAUCAAAAGACUGUGCUUCAAAUAAAGAUGAUAAAGAAUGUAUUCUCCAGCCUGUUAGAGGUGUUGAGUUCCUAUCUCCUGUGACUGGAUUUUAUUGUUCACUCUGCCAAGAAACUAUUCCUGAUCGGAAAUAUGCAGAAACACAUGUUAAAAGCCAUGAACAUACUGCUAAGUAUAUGAAUCUCCUUAAAGAAAACUCGUUCUAUGAAAAGCUACAUGAUCUUAAAAAAGAAAUUGGUCUUUUACAAGAAAAAAGAAAAAGAGAAGACGGAAAGCAAAUAUAUAUCGUUAAACGUCAAAGAACAGAAGCAGACAGCAACAAAAAAAAUAGCCUUCAGGUGCAAAAAACUCAUCAGAAAGUGGCUGAAGAAUUAGAAGAAGCAUCUGAUGAGUCGGAGAUUUCUCAUAAAAGUCUAAAAUCAUCUGGCAUAAAACUGAAUUUAAACAAGUUGCCUAAAGAAAGAUUAGUGAAAGAGAAAGAAUCAGAAUCUAAAGCAAAGCCACAGUUCGUUUAUAUUGGAAGAGCUCCAAAUUUCAAGCCAAAAGUAAAACCAGUGGCAAAGAAUCUUCCAUUGCAAAAUUCCUCUAAAUUGGAAAAGGAUGAUAGUGUUGUAAGCUCAGUAAAAUCUUGUGAAAGUAAUACCUCUGCAGAAGCUUCAGAAAAAUCUAGCGAAAAGAAUAACCCUGGACAAGCAUUGAUAAAAUCUGAAGUAAAGAAUACUUCUAUUCAAAACCCAGAAAAAGGUUCUAAUAAAUCAAAUUUGCCUGUAAAAAAAGCUUCUGAUGACAAAAAAUUAUGUAUAUCUGAAGAAAAGAUGUGCAAUAAAUCAACUAAUGGGUCAAAUACUAGCAGUUCAGCAUCUGUCUCAAAAGCAUCUGAUGCUUUUGUCUUUGCCGUUCCAAAACCUGUACCUCUUAAACCUCAGAUGAAGAAAAAAAAGGACAAUUUAAUUGUUUCUGGUUGUCAGCAAGAAUUUGAAAUGAAGAAAGAGAAACCAUGUAAUAAUAAAUCGUCAACUGCAUCUAAAAACCAAAAGAAUGAUGAAAAACAACAAAAAUCAGCUCUUGAAAAUAAAAACCAAGAUCCAGUGAUAGCACGUGCUAUAAAAAACAUACUAUAUGGCAAUGAUAAAACAACUUCAAAGAAAUCUGAAAUAAAAAUAUUUCCACAACCUCCUAAACCAGUAUCUUCACCUCAACCAAAAGUUGAAAAUUUAACGAGAGCUGCUGCUCCAUUAACAGAAGAAGAAAAAGAUUUUCUUCUUUUGGGUAUUAACAAAGCUGAUAUGUUACCCAUUGCUGUUCCAAGACCUCCUCCAUUAGCUUUAAUGCAAAACACAAUUAAACAAACCUCUUCUGCUUCUCCAGCAGUAGUAUCUCAACAAACACAAAGUCAGACUAUUCCAUCAAAUACUACAUCAUCAGCAUUUUUACCUGCUCAGCCAGCGUUAAUUCAACAGACUCAAGCUCAAGUUGUAAACUCAAACAAUUUUGCACCAUCCACUUUUUCAUCUCCACCACCAGUAGCUCAAAGUAGUAAUUAUAUGCCAUCAGCAUUCUCAGCCACCCUGCCAGCAACACCAACUCAGAAUUUUAGUACAACUAAUUACAUUUCACCUUCUUUUCCAGCUGCAGAAACAGGACAGAAUGCAGUAGAAACUUCUGGAACUAUCUUACCUCUUGAAAAUAUUGAAACUAUAAAAGCCACCAUUCCACCUUUUCCUCCACCGCUUCAAGUGCCUCCACCUCUUCACCACCUCCAGUUGAGAAUAUAGAAAAUUUAAAGCCUAAGGUUACUAUAC